This is a messenger RNA of Meriones unguiculatus (Mongolian gerbil), 4146 nucleotides long. RefSeq lists its product as uncharacterized. The record is from RefSeq and is a predicted model, not a curated record. The coding region runs from base 920 to 2284 and encodes 454 amino acids. Lineage: Eukaryota; Metazoa; Chordata; Mammalia; Rodentia; Muridae. The transcript is spliced from 2 exons.
CCUGGCUCAGGACCUUCCCCUCAUGGGACCACACUUGGGGAAAUACAGUCGGGCUCCCCCACAGCCCGCAUCCUUCCUUCCCAGCUAGAAGAGCGGGCUCCCUUCCUCGUGGCUGUCCAGCCCCUCUCAGGGUCAUAGAAACAGUGAAUGGGCAGAAGUGCUAAGAGGUCUGCCUGCUGCAUCCUGCGAACCACGGCCUAGAGUUCUAGAAUAAAUUUGUGGCGAGGUCGGAAGACUCAGCGUCCUGGGUUUCCCCCCAUCCCCAUCAUGGCCUUGAGGGGACUCGGGUCACCAGCUGAGUCAGUGUUUAAAGAUAGCGGCUUGUUCUCCUCCAGGGUGUCAGGAGGCUGUGCCCAUGCUCACCUGAUUGAGAGAUGGGGGGUGGGCAGGCUGUGGCUGGGCCGGACAGCGUUCUUGUUGAAGCCCAGCUAUCUGAGAGCCUCGCUAGUAUUGGCUUCACCGGGGGAGACAGCUGCUGAGGGAGGACCUGGCAUCUCCGAGGCUCGUGUGACAGGAUGGCUGGCAGGACCCAGCAUGUCUCAGGAGGCGAGUCGUGAGACACACUAGGCUCACCACAUCCUAGGAUGGGCCUGUUCAGCCCUGGAGCCCCGGGCCUUCUCCUUCUUCUUCAGCUGCAUUUGCUGAGGAUGGAGAGAGAGUCCUUGUUGGUCAGAGGAGGCCGUGAGCCCCGGCUAAGGGACCAGAGAGUGAUGGCACCAGGGAAGGGCCUUAGCGGGUGUCUGGGACACUGAACAAUGGCAGCAGGUGAGGGAGACCCACACAGAUACGCUGCCUGCUUCGUGGAUAGCGUCCACUCACAAAAGCUAAGCAACACAAAAGAAAAGUUUCAAUUAUUUUCCUUACUUACAAAAGCACUGUUUAUUGACAAAUGAGGAGAAACAAAGACUGAUGGAUUAAGAUGACAAACUCCACAUUCCAGUGGGGCGAGCAGACAAGGAGACAGUGGGAGAGAGCGGUGCAUGGGGGCGGGGUGCUGGGAUCGAUGGACCUGGGCUGGGCUGAGUGGGGACACCUGCCAUGGAGGCAGGCGGGGCUUGCGGGCAGAGUGUGGGGCUGGCUUCUAGAAUGCCCCAAGGCCUUCCCACCCUCCGCUUCUGUCCUCUGUACCAGCUGUGCAGGUCCUCCCUCCAGCUGUGCAGGUCCUCCCCCAGCUGUGCAGGUCCUCCCUCCAGCUGUGCAGAUCCUCCCCCACAGCUGUGCAGGUCCUCCCCCACAGCUGUGCAGGUCCUCUCUCCAGCUGUGCAGGUCCUCCCUCCAGCUGUGCAGAUCCUCCCUCCAGCUGUGCAGGUCCUCCCUCCAGCUGUGCAGGUCCUCCCUCCAGCUGUGCAGGUCCUCUCUCCAGCUGUGCAGGUCCUCUCUCCAGCUGUGCAGGUCCUCCCUCCAGCUGUGCAGGUCCUCUCUCCAGCUGUGCAGGUCCUCUCCCCAGCUGUGCAGAUCCUCCCCUCCAGCUGUGCAGGCCCUCCCUCCAGCUGUGCAGGUCCUCCCUCCAGCUGUGCAGGUCCUCUGUUCCAGCUGUGCAAGUCCUUCCCUCCAGCUGUGCAGAUCCUCCCCCACAGCUGUGCAGGCCCUCUCUCCAGCUGUGCAGGUCCUCUGUUCCAGCUGUGCAAGUCCUUCCCUCCAGCUGUGCAGAUCCUCCCCCACAGCUGUGCAGGCCCUCUCUCCAGCUGUGCAGGUCCCCCCCCAGCUGUGCAGGUCUCCAGAGCCCAGCAGGAUGAGGCAGCUGUCGUGGCGUCAGGGUGGUGACCCAGGGAAAUCCAGGCCCCCCCACAUCUCUUCCUGCACCCCAGCGUGUUGCUCCCCACCUCGGGGGCCUCCCAGUAUCUGUAGCUACAGCGAACAGUGCAGGCUGUCUGGGCGCUGGGCUCCCGUCUUUGGCUUUAGCUCCUCCCAGCUCAUCUGUGGUGAUCCACACAGUAGGAAAGUUAGUCCAUUAACCGGCGCCUCAUGUCAACCGCGCCGGAGCCCACGUGUGUUCCUGGUGCGGCCUCAGAAGCCGAGGGACGAGAAGACGCGGCCCUUUAGCUUCGGAUACCCUCCUUCUCUUAGGGUGAGAGUCCAGGCUGGCCUCCAGCUCCCCACCAAGCCCCUGCCGCAGCCUCUCAAGCUGGAAUUGCGCCCAUGCACCACCACGCCCUGUUCCCCUUUUAAGUGGAGCAGCAGAUUAUUUAGUUUGCUGUCCUGUGGUUGUUUGUGCUGGGAAUGGAACCUCCGUCGGGUCCCACAGCUGCCCCCAGCCCCUGGCUGCUGUUGUAAAACGCAUUAGUGAACCGGCCGAGCGCGCCCUCUGGUGGUACAAACGCACCCGCCGUUUUAUUCUGUGAUCCGGACGGCCGCGUGGGGGCCUGUCGUUGGGCGGGAAAGAAGGGGAAUUUACUUUGCGAUGCUAAUUUUUAGACAGAGCACAGAGGCUCACGCAGGAGCAGACCCACGCUGCCGGUGGCUCCCAGCGGAGAGGGAGGGCUCCCAGUCUCUUGUGUGACGCUAGGAACAGGAGGGCCCACGAGGGCUCGCUGUGGUGACUUUCAGCAUCGAGGCCCAGGACGGUGCCCCACCCCACCCUAGACCGAGAUUUUAGCAAUCCUCCUGCCUCUGCAUCCUUAGCCCUGGGUUUUCAGGUGUACGGAUGCUUUUCACCUUUGCCUGUGCACCCUGUGUGUGCCCGGUACCCACAAAGGUCAGAAGGGGGCAUUGGAUUCCCCGGAACUGCAUUUACAGGCGGUUGUGAGCCACUCUAUGGGUGCUGGGAACGGAACCCACGUCGUCUGCAGAGCACCAGGUGUUCCUAGCAGCUGAACCACCUCUCCAGCCCCUAAUGAAUUCAUUAUUUAACUUAUGCAAAGUGGUGAAUUUUAUUUGGCAUUUCCACACAUCCUGUCCACACCUUUUGCUUGUUUGUUUGUUAUUGUUUGUUGAGACAGGGUUUCUCUCUGUAGCCCUGGCUGUCCUGGACUCACUUUGUAGACCAGGCUGGCCUUGAACUCACAGAGAUCUGCCUGCCUCUUCCUCCCCGAGCGCUGGGACCGCAGGCGUGCGCCCCUUUGCCCCGCUCCAGUCCUUUUAAGACUGAAUCUUCCCAUAGGGGGGCUUAAAGAUGAAACAGCGCAUUAACCUUUAGGUAAAGAAGUUUCCCUUUAUAUCUUUAUGGAUCUAUGUCUGCAUUCUCAGCGCACAGGACAGGAAGCAGGUCAGCGCAGGAAGAGUCAAGACGUCGGUGCGGGAGGGACGGCACCUUGCUAGGGGAAGGGAAGGCUCCCAGAGAAGGACAUCUGACUGUGUCUAAGAUGGCCAGCUCAGGCAGGCGCCCCCACAGAUACAGGGGUCACAGAGGUGUCCGCAUGUCUCCCAAGGCCCCACCCUACCCUGUAGCUCGACUUCUGUGCCGGUGAGGUUCCCCAUGUCCCCAAGCAAAGUGUCACCCUGCUCAGGCCCCUUCUCCUCAGUGACCUUCCCCUCAGUGUCCCAGCCCUUCACAGGGGCUGGCCGCCCACAGCGGGAAGUCCCUUUAUGUCCUGUGAACCUCACCUGACACCACUGUGAGAAAACCAAGGCCCAGGGAGAUGCUGGAAGAGGAAGAUUCGCUGUGUGUGUGUGUGUGUGUGUGUGUAUACAUUUUGCUAUUGGACACAGGACUCGGGCCCUGCUCUCCCGGGGCUGGCGUUCCGACGGUUGUGAGCCACUGUGAGCUCUGGUCUGAAGCCGACGGUGUUCCUUCACCCGGCUUCUGCCCGGCUCCAUAACAACUCCCUUUUGAAUGUGUGGCCGUGUCAGUCCCAUGCCGGAAGGACUAACGAACCGGCCUCCGGCUUAGGCCUUCAGUUGUGGGAAAACCACCAGAACGAAGGGGCAUCUAUUAGUCAGGGACGCACAGAUGUCCUCAGUGGCCGGCUGCACACAUCGUUGGCUCCCUGGUCCUCCGCACCCUGCCAAUUCCCCACCUUGUCGGAAAAAAUGAGCUCACCCGGCACUGACCAGUUAGGACCCGCCGCCUGCCGCCCUCCUGCACACAGGGCUGUGACGAGCUUGCCCUUUGUCUCAGCCUACAGUUUGGCUGCUGAAGCCAGGCCCCUGGCUGCCAGUUUCUCUUUCUGCUCCCAGGGUGUCCUCCGUGUCUGGUUUGGGAAACUC